Molecule: messenger RNA, 1137 nt
Organism: Schizosaccharomyces cryophilus OY26
Lineage: Eukaryota; Fungi; Ascomycota; Schizosaccharomycetes; Schizosaccharomycetales; Schizosaccharomycetaceae
Product: TPR repeat protein
Exons: 3
Coding region: 1-1137 (378 amino acids)
Molecular function (GO): protein binding
Source: RefSeq, a predicted model, not a curated record
AUGUUUCAAGGCAUCUCUGAUCUGGAAGAUGGUUCAUAUCAAUCAGAAGCAUUUGACGAAUUUCGUCUUGGUCUAAGAGACGAAUCGUACAACAAUGAAAAGUACUUGCAGAGAUCGUUGAUAAAUCUGAAAAAGAAAAGAUAUUCAGAAGUAAUUAAAGAUUGCACUUUUGCUUUGAUAAUUAAUCCCCAUGACAAUAAAGCUGCUUGGAGACGAGGGCUGGCAUACCUUCGGAUCGGUCAUCCAGAAUUAGCUAAUAGAGACUGGGAACAUGCUUUGGAUGCGGAUUCAGAAAAUAUAGCCAUACAAAAGGCUCUUACAAAGCUGCGGUCGUCCUACACAACAUGUGAUCGAAGCUAUACUACAUGGGACUUACGGCAUCCACGGGUAGCCGCUAGAGAACAAUUACCUGCUUUAUUACGAAAGAUGUAUCCAGACUUUAUUCGUGGCUUUUUUCUUUGGAAGCGAGCACAUACGGCCUGCUGUCUCUGCCGAUUUCGAUGUGAACGCCAAGGGGAAGAUCUCACUUUUUGUAGAGAGUCCCUCUACCGAACGAAUCAAAGAGUCUCCGAAGAGGCAUUGCAAAAGAGGGAACCGUUUAGCGAUAUUGAACAAGAGUUUAUGGAAAGAGAUCGUAGAAAGUCAGAAUACGUGAUGGAAAAGAUUCCUGAGGAACUCUAUCGUUCCAAAUAUCCAUGUCCUCAAAACAUCCAUCAAUUCUUGUAUAUGCUUAAAGUAAUGUCGACUCCUCAAAUAUACGUUGAAAUCUAUUCCAUGCCUCCGACCAGAGUCGUUCGAAUCUUUGGUACCUACGGACUUUCGCUAGAAUAUUUGAAUCUCUUUUUAAAAUCUAUUCACUAUACCGGGCUUCUCACCAGGUUUUGCUCCAAAUGGUGCAUCCAGGCCAGACGCCUUAUGCAAACGCUCAGUACCUUACCUUGGUUUUCGUUCCUCAUCAACCAUGCCAUGAGCACCACAAUCUUACAGAUAUUCUUACACCUUCCAGACGUUAAAGAAGAGGAGCUGCAGGUGUGGGGGGUCUCUGCUGAUUCUUCUGGGAGUUUGGAACAAGGACCAAACUCAGACAUGACUUUCUUUGAUUGCCUAGCAGACUUGUCUAUUACUUUACCAGCUUGA